Glycine soja is the source of this 409-nucleotide messenger RNA. Its product is annotated as protein SUPPRESSOR OF K(+) TRANSPORT GROWTH DEFECT 1-like. Gene Ontology annotation, biological process: endosomal transport; vacuole organization. Bases 60 to 293 code for a protein of 77 amino acids. The transcript is spliced from 3 exons. Lineage: Eukaryota; Viridiplantae; Streptophyta; Magnoliopsida; Fabales; Fabaceae. The record is from RefSeq and is a predicted model, not a curated record. Gene Ontology annotation, molecular function: ATP hydrolysis activity.
AACGGCAUUUCGAUAAGCGUAUAUACAUACCCCUACCUGAUUUAAAGACUCGCCAACACAUGUUCAAGGUGCACCUAGGAGAUACUCCCCAUAACUUGGCUGAAAGUGAUUUUGAACAUUUGGCUCGCAAGACAGAGGGGUUUUCAGGUUUAGAUAUAUCUGUCUGUGUGAAGGAUGUUUUAUUUGAACCUGUUCGCAAAACCCAAGAUGCCAUGUUUUUCUUUAGGAAUCCUGAUGAUAUGUGGAUCCCAUGUGGACCAAAGCAACAGAGUGCAGUACAAACUACAAUGUAGGAUCUUGCUGCGAAAGGACUUGCUUCUAAGGUAUUCAAGAUGCUGCAGAUUUUGAUGAUAGUAGGACUGCAUAACUUCUUUUUCUAAAUGAGAAUUAGAGAAUAAGAGUUUUUAUG